AUUGAAUUGAGAUGAACAGAAUUGAUAUCAUUUCUUGGAAGAAUUUAUUCCAAAUCGGGUGUAAGCUCAUAACAAUUAAAUUGAAUCGAAUUCUAACUAAAUCUGAUUGGUUUGGGCCCAAUUCAAAUCUUGCUUUAGUUUUUUAUUCUAAUUCUUGUACUUUUUGUUAUACAAACAAAAAAAAAAUCAAUUGAUUUCUACGAAACGAUUUCUCGCACAUAAGGGGAUUUCAAACGGAGGGCGAGAAGUGAACAAGACAUUGUGUUUUAUUUUUUUUAAAUUCUCAGUCAAUUUUUAUCUGUAUAACUAGACGAAAGGCCCGCGGAUACCGUUUGACGUAUAUAAAAGCAAGAACAAAUUUCAAAUUGCCAAGUGAGACCUGUUCUUUACUAUUUUUAAAAUAAUGUUAAAGAUAAGCAAAAAGGGAAAGGGGGAAGAAGAUAACAUUACCAGAAGCUUGUCACGUACAUUAUAUAACUGACCUAUUUUUUUUGUCUUAACAAGUCAACAGAGCUGCGUGUUAGGUAAUCUUCUCAUCUAAAUCUGGUCAUUUUUCUUCUAUAUAAUUUAUAUUAUGUCCUCUCCCUCAAGCUGGAAGACAUCCAGCAAUCCAAAAAAACUGAAACCGAAGCGGCCCGGCCGGCCUAUUCUUCUGUCUUAACAAGUCAGCAGCGUAUCAGUUGGAAGACAUCAACCCAUCCAAAAAAUAAAAAAGUUGAAACCGAUGUCCAUGGCGAGGCUUAGCGAGGAUCUGAUCGUAGACGUGCUCACGAGGCUGCCGGUCAAGCCCCUCAUGCGAUUCAAGUGCGUCAGCAAGCAGUGGUGCUCUCUCAUCUCGGCCCCGCAGUUUGCAAAGACACAACUACGGCGAGCAAGGGAAGGUAAUGCAACAUCCCAUCAGAGAAUCAUUAAGAACGGGUUCCUUCAGACAAUCCACUACGAGGCACUCGAUGAUGAGAGGGAUGAUGAUCAAGCUGUAGUGCAGUUGCACGCCCCGGGGACGGAUCCCGAUCAGGGGUUCAUGCUCAUCGGGCACUGUGAUGGCUUGAUGUGUCUAGCUUGUGACGAAGGAUACAUAUUGUACAAUCCGACCACUAGACAAUCCAGGAGUUUAGCCAACUCUGAGUCCGGUCCAGUCACACAAGAUUUUGUUUUUCAUGGAUUUGGGUAUUAUCCUACGAUCGACGACUACAAAAUCCUUCAAGGUAAGAUCGUUAGCUGUGCAGAUGGUUCCAAGGAAGCUGCAAUGGAGAUUUUCGCACUAAAAUCCAACUCGUGGAGAAGGAUUCAAAAUAGUCGUGUUAUCGAUCCCUAUGAUCGGGGGAUUUAUCUCAACGGGGCUCUGCACUGGCUCGUGUUCCCUGAAAUCGGCAGUAACAGAGUAAGAAAAAUAGUAUCAUUUGAUUUGGCUGAAGAGAAGUUUAAGGAGGAGUUGUCAUUGCCCGAAACUGAUAAAACCAUAGAGUUUGAGGGACUAGGAAUCUUCGGAGAUCGUCUGUUUUUAUAUUGCGGUACAUGGUGUGACCGCUUGGAAGCUUGGAUAAUGAAUGAAUACGGGAAGACAGAAUCAUGGACGGAGCUGUUCAAUGUGCCUACAGACGGGAUACCGGGAGCCAAGUACUGGACUAUACCUCUGUGCUGCACCAAGAAUGGAAAGAUCGUGGUCGACGUUGAUGGGCGAGAGAUGGUUCUGUUUAACCCCGAAGAUGGUACUAUUAAGCCGUACCCUGUUGAAGAUGCUGAUUAUGAAUCAGCCAUAUAUGUGGAAAGUCUUGUUUCACCUUAUGUAGGGGCAUGAUGGCCUUUGAGGGCAAGAACUGAGGGCGGAAUUGCUCAAAAUCGAAGAUGAUGAAUGCUAGCACCUAUCUGUUCCUUAUGGUCAGUGUCAUCUAUUAUAUUUCGUUUCGUGUCUUUACCAUUUUCUAUUUUCCAAUUACAGCGGAGAUCCAUAGACCUUGUAAUGGCCGAGUCAUCAAGUAAAAAGUUACAAUGCUUUCUGCCUAAAUUUGUAAUCAUAGCAGCUCAGCAAUAAAGAAGUUUAUUUACGUUCCA
Punica granatum (pomegranate) is the source of this 2052-nucleotide messenger RNA. Lineage: Eukaryota; Viridiplantae; Streptophyta; Magnoliopsida; Myrtales; Lythraceae. The record is from RefSeq and is a predicted model, not a curated record.